This is a messenger RNA of Boeremia exigua, 1901 nucleotides long. RefSeq lists its product as uncharacterized. The record is from RefSeq and is a predicted model, not a curated record. The coding region runs from base 150 to 1718 and encodes 522 amino acids. Lineage: Eukaryota; Fungi; Ascomycota; Dothideomycetes; Pleosporales; Didymellaceae. The transcript has a single exon.
GUCUGCAACAAAUCACGGCUAACGUGAAGCCAGAGGCUUCAAUGUUGUAGCACUCCAGAUUGAGCUGUCAGAAUUGUACUUGAUAUGUAACGCAAUGGCGGCUAAGCUACUCCCUAAAUCUUCAUGUCGCACGUCUAUCAGUACAAAGCAUGCACAGGCUAGGCAUGUCCAGAAGGCGCACGCAACACAUAAGCAAAGAGCUCAUUCGACAGCGUCUGGAAGACUCAGAUCCAGAAAGUGAUGGCGAGGUUGAUACUGCCAGCCUCGAAUUAACGUGUCAAGAUAGAACUAUACGAAAGUGGGCACCAGUGGGAGACCUAUUGAGCUGUAAGUCCUGGCUCGACCAAAUCUGCGAUGAGGCACAAGCUCGAUUCGAUAAAGCUUCAGAAGAUGAUAGUAGGCCUCUUUCAAGCAAUAGUCAUACAGAACAAGCCAGCAAAACGCAAAACCAUGGCUGUUGUGAGGGCGCCGAUAGCCAGACCUUGGACACCGACAUCCUUCAACGCAUACGCGAAGGUCGUGGACCACGAGACGAGGUGUCUGAAGACCUCCUUGCUGUCUUUCGCGACAAAGACCUUCAAAGAGACAAAGAAGAGUCAUACGAAGAUAUGAGGAACGUCCUUUUGUCGUGGAACAGACGCGUUAGUUCAACGCUGAGAGAGGGCGAAAAUUCAAGAGUUAUGCUCAGACUGGCCGUUGAAAGACGCGGCAGCCUUCUCAGGAGCUGUGACCAUGGCACUGACGGUAGGCAAGAACUUGAAGAGUCCUCAGCUGAGCUAUUGCAAGCAUUGACGGCGCUGAGACCAGAGAUCGCAGAGUUCCACAGGCAAUCGAGUUUUGACAUCUUGGUGAUGCUGUGGGCCAAUGUUCGAAUUGCGAUACCAGAUAUGGACGAUGAGCUGAAGCUGCUUACAAUGGAGGCGCUUAUCGACGAGGUAAAAUCGAGAUCGCAAACUGUAAACGCAGACAAGCUGUCAGGAUUGGCUCGAUCGUUGAGCGUAGCAAAACUGGAACAUAACAUAGCUGAGAUCGAGCGGUUGACGAUGAAGAUUCAGGCGUUUGAACGGAAGAUGCGGGAUACCGUUGUCAGAAAGGUCAUCGACAAGAUCAAGGCAAUGCGUCGAGGGCUGACGCAGAUCAAACUGAAGGAACUACAGGAACUGACUGAGUUGCAAGCAGCACAGAAGUGGGCCGCUCACAAGAGCCUGGGAGACCGUCAACUCAAGCAGGAUCAAACUAGAGCCUGCGAUCAGGCGGAUGGCCAGCUGCAGCGAAUCCUCCAACAACAGGUACCCGAAUUGGAUGCACAUAUUCAGGUCGUUCAACACAACGCAAGUGGUCUAGCCAGUAUGAGUGCCAGUUUGUUAUCCAGGGCAGAAGAGGCUGGUUUCUCCCUCGAGGAUCAUCAUCCGUCAGCAUCAGUCGAACUGGCAACAGCUGACAUCAAGACGUAUGUAUCUGGGACGAUUACUGACAUCUUCAAUGCACGGCGGGAGGCUGAAAAGAUGCUCGAGCGGAUGGGCAUAAUCGAGAGCUAUCUCGAAGAUAUGCUGGACGCAGCGAAGAGCCAGUAUCGGGCGUACGAUGAUGUAUUGGGUGUGCUUGAAGACGCAGAGUCGAGCGACGACGACGAAGCUGGGCUUGCUAGAAAGUACGGGCCUCGUCGGGAGAGCAUAUUGUUGAUGGCCAGAAACACGCAGAGGGCCAAGCAGAGUUAGGGUGCCGCGUGCAAUGAAGACCAUCUGUUCCAGCUCUUAUCAUACUGCGUUCCGUGCUAUCCGAUCCUCUGAAGUAAUGCAAUUGUUGUCGAGAGGCUGCCAUCGUGGUUGGUCUCUCUACGAUGCUCGAGCUGCGUGGCGCGAAACAGAACGGAACGGCAACCGGGAUUCAGAACAGCAGCG